Penicillium vulpinum is the source of this 2094-nucleotide messenger RNA. Its product is annotated as sodium:solute symporter family protein. Gene Ontology annotation, molecular function: urea transmembrane transporter activity. Gene Ontology annotation, cellular component: plasma membrane. The coding region runs from base 1 to 2094 and encodes 697 amino acids. The transcript has 11 exons. The record is from RefSeq and is a predicted model, not a curated record. Gene Ontology annotation, biological process: urea transmembrane transport. Lineage: Eukaryota; Fungi; Ascomycota; Eurotiomycetes; Eurotiales; Aspergillaceae.
AUGUCGAGCUUGCAUGCCCGCAAUGGCAUUUCGACUGUCCAGCCACCUCUAUCACAAGCAGUAGGCUAUGUCGUUGUCGUUGUUAUCGGUGUGAUUAUUGCUCUUGUGAUGAUGCUUAUCACGAAAGUCUUGAAGAAAACUACUGGAGAGGACAACGAAAAGACCGAAAUGUUCAUGACAGCAAACCGUUCUGUCCCCACAGGCCUAACCGCGUCAGCUGUAAUAUCAUCUUGGCUUUGGUCAACUGCUUUACUCGGCUCAUCUUUUGUAGGUUAUGAUUAUGGCGUAGCCGGUCCAUUCUGGUUUGCAGCUGGCUGCAGUCCGAUGAUUGUCUUCUUUGCGCUGUUGGGAAUAUCCUGCAAGCGAAAGAUUCCUGAAGCGCAUACUUCGCUUGAGGUUGUUCGAAUUCGAUAUGGACAUGUGGCACAUGUUGUAUUCAUGGUUCUCUGUCUGGUGAACAAUAUCUUCGCCUGCGCCAACAUGCUUCUUGGUGCCGCUGCAGUAAUCACCGCUGUCACUGGAAUGCAUAUCAUCGCUGCCACCUUUUUGCUACCGGUUGGAGUGACCCUCUACACAUUUGUUGGUGGCAUCAAAGCAACGCAAGUCCCCUUUCCUCAAUCUCAUAAGCCCAGGCAUCUAAUUCUAUGGUGUAGAUUCCUUACCGAUUAUUUCCACACGGCUAUAAUAAUGAUCAUUGCAUGCUAUUUUUCUGUCAAAGCAUUCUCAACUGACCAGGUUGGCUCUGUGGGUGAUCUUUUCGAGCUUGUCCAAGCAGCCGCGCAACGACACCCAGUGUCCGGCAAUCAGGAUGGGACAUAUCUGACAAUGACAUCAAAAAGUGCGAUCCUUUUCGGAAUCCUUCACACCCUCGGAAACUUCGGCUUGGUUAUUAUGGACACAAGCUACUUCAUCAAAGCCUUCUCAGCCUCUCCAGCUGCAGUAGUACCCGGUUAUACAAUCGGAGGCAUCGCUUACUUCGCUAUCCCAUGGGGCUUGGGAACAGUAAUGAGCUCAGUUGCCCUCGGACUCGAGAACCAUCCAGCCUUCCCCACAUUCCCAAGGAGAAUGACAAGCACGGAAGUUAGCAAUGGCCUCGUCCUCCCAUACGCAGCAAUCACCAUUGCCGGUAAAGGCGGCGCAGCAGCAGUCCUUCUUAUAACCUUCAUGGCGUGCACAUCAACUCUCUCCGCACAGGUAAUCGCCGUCAGCUCGAUCCUCAGUUUCGAUGUAUACCGCGAGUACUUUAAGAAGAAGGCCACAGACCGGGAUCUAAUUCGGGCGAGUCACUUCGGCGUCAUUUUCUUCGCUGUUUUCUCUGCGGCCUUUAGCACCAUGCUUCACUACGUGGGUAUUAAUCUAGGAUGGACACUUUAUAUGCUGGGCGUGGUUACAUGUCCCGGAAUCUUCCCAAUGAUCUUCACAAUCCUCUGGCGACGCCAAAGUAAGGCCGCCGCAAUUCUCUCUCCAGUCCUUGGUCUCGCUACAGGUAUGGCUGUCUGGCUCGGGACUGCAUCCCAUUUUAGUGGUGAAGUUUCCGUCGCGUCCACGGGACAAGUUCUUCCCUGUCUAUAUGGGACAGUCGCUUCUUGUAUGUCGCCGAUUAUAUACUCGGUUCUGAUUACGCUUGUCCGGCCGCAGAAUUAUAAUUGGGAUGACUUCAAAAAGGUGAAGCUAUCUCUUGAAAGUUUGGAUAGUGAUUUGAGGACUGCGCAUCGUGACCAAGCUUCUUCAGGUGGUGAUUUUGGGGGUAUUGAAGAUGGAGACAGGGCUGCCCGGGAUCAGAAAGAGCUGAAGCGGUGGGGUCGUAUUGCGGCUAUUUGGUCAGCGGCGACCUUUUUGGGCCAUUGGUUCUAUGUUGCCUGGGUUAUCGUCGCUAUCAUCUGGCUCUGGCUCAGUAUGCUGGUUGCUAUCUUCUACCCGAUAUUUGAUGGUGGCAUUGAGCAGAUCCGCGAUGUCUAUCGAGGGCUGAGAGGUCACAAGAUUGUCACUGAGAGUUAUCGGAGUAAAGAUGGAAAAGGAGAAAGUAGUUCUCCGUCUACUAGGUCCGUCGGCAGUGCUACCCAUACAGGAUAUCUUCAAGAGACUAAGUCUUGA